Fimicolochytrium jonesii is the source of this 558-nucleotide messenger RNA. RefSeq names its product myosin tail. The coding region runs from base 1 to 558 and encodes 185 amino acids. The transcript has 3 exons. NCBI's taxonomy places the organism in Eukaryota, Fungi, Chytridiomycota, Chytridiomycetes, Spizellomycetales, Powellomycetaceae. Gene Ontology annotation, cellular component: myosin complex. The record is from RefSeq and is a predicted model, not a curated record.
AUGUCACGAUCUGCAGACGACCGAGUGCGACGCGCGGAAUCCUUAGCUCAGGAGGCGACGGCCGACUUGGCCAAAGAGCGCGACAACGCAUUGGCGCUGGAGAAAGAAAAACUCGGUCUGGAGAGAACGAUCAAAGAGCUCAACUCGCGCGUUCUGGACUUGGAAGCGACCGCCUUAUCGCGCGACGCCGGAUCAUCACGUCGUCUCGAAGCCCGCGUAGAGGAGUUGAGCACGCAACUCGACAACGAGACGAAGGAGAAGUUGGAGAUUCAGAAGAACGCUAGAAAGACCGAUCGGGUUAUUCGUGAGCUGCAGUUCCAGCUUGGGGAGCGAGACAAACAGAAGCAGCGGUAUGAGGAGGAAACGGACAAAUGGGAACAGAAACUGAAGAGAAUGAAGUCUCAGCUUGAGGAAUUGGAAACCUCCGAGAGCAACCUGCAAUUGUCAAAGCGCCGCGCUGAAAGAGAAGCCAACGAGUACCGCGAUCGUGCACUAAGAUUUGAGAAAGAGAACGAGAAACUCAAAAUGCGCAUAGACCGAGCUGCCUCCGCAUUUUAA